UGCAACUCUCGCUAAAUAUUCUCACUUUUCUGUGCUCGUAAACAAUGGCAUUUAAUGACAUACCCGUCGACACUUUAAAAAUAAAAAUAAAUGAACUUAAGCGGUUUCUCUCCAUAUCAUUAAGUAUCUCAAAUGCGCACACUGUGGACUUUUACACGCGUGAUGUUUGGAGCACGUUUAUGUGUGUGAAUCCAGAGGAAGUGUUGUGUGCUGUCAGUUCCACACAAGACCGCAUGAGAGCGAUAGAAGAGAAGGAAAACACUACGUUUGGUUUCUGCAAUGCCUCAAAGAAGUUGGUGGACAUAUCAGACCUGCUAAGGGCAGCGAAAGCCCACUGUUUACCAGGUCUGGGGGUCUGUAUGCAGCUGGAAGAUCUGAUGCAGAAUCUGAGACUGAUGACUGGAGACACUACAGCAGGACAGUCAUCAGACAAAGCAGUAACACCGGAUGAGUUUAUGAACUGUAAGAAGGCCCAUGAGGUGCAGGCAAUGUCUGAGGUUGUGGCUAGUUUGGCCAAAUACUGCCGAGUCAAACCGGUGAUAGACGUGGGUUCAGGCAAAGGCUACCUGUGCUCCUAUCUGUCCAUGCGGUUCAACCUGCAAGUGUUCGGGAUCGACUCCUCCAGCACCAACACACAUGGAGCUCAGGAGAGGAACAGGAAACUGAAGAAGUUCUCCAAAGCUUAUCAGAAACCGAACAAAGCCACUAGGGAGCAAACUUUGGACCGUGAGGAUGAGAGUAUACAACACAGCAGAAACUUUGAAAACAGUGAUGGCAUCAGAAACUUUAUAACUGAGGAAAAGAAAAGCUUUGAGGCUCGAGCGGAUAGCAGUUCUUUAUCAAAACAAGUCCCCAAUGAUUUAUCUGCUUCAGAUAAUGCUGCAGAAUGUCCAUUAGACCUGAAUGAUUUAGAUUCAGGAAGCAGCUUCCUCAGUAUGCUGUCUCUAGACGUCACAGAAGACGUCUCUCCCCGCGUCAACCACAGCCAGCUGAGUCUGGAGGAAAGAGAGAAGAGAAAGAGAGAGAAUCUGGAGAGGAAAGCUGGAGAAGGAAGGGGGAACAUCAGAGACGACGGCCUGUUUUCCCCUCUGACCUCAUAUGUCACCGCAGAAACUGAGCUCAAGACGCUGAUCACAGAGCUGGAGGAUGCAGUUCUGGUUGGUCUGCAUACGUGUGGAGAUUUGGCCCCCAGCACUCUGAGGAUGUUCAGGGCCAAACAGGAGCUGCGCGCCGUUUGCAGUGUGGGCUGCUGCUACCAUCUGCUCUCUGAAGAGUUUGAUCACGACAGACAGGGGUGUGUUGAUGGUGUGUGUGGUUUCCCUGUGAGUCAGUAUCUGAAGGCUCAGGAGUGUUUCUGUGGUCGAAAUGCCAGGAUGUCAGCGUGUCUCGCUCUGGAGAGAGUGUCUGCUGGAGGAGGGCUGCCUAUGGAGUCACUUUUUUAUCGGGCGGUUCUUCAUGUUAUUUUACGAGAUCACUACGAUUGCUUUAAAAGGUAUUUAUACUUAUUGUUGCUACAGCAAAUCUUCAUGGAUUAAAGAGAAAUAUAACCA
Carassius carassius (crucian carp) is the source of this 1550-nucleotide messenger RNA. Its product is annotated as probable methyltransferase-like protein 25. Gene Ontology annotation, molecular function: S-adenosylmethionine-dependent methyltransferase activity. The record is from RefSeq and is a predicted model, not a curated record. The coding region runs from base 45 to 1535 and encodes 496 amino acids. Lineage: Eukaryota; Metazoa; Chordata; Actinopteri; Cypriniformes; Cyprinidae. The transcript is spliced from 8 exons.